Molecule: messenger RNA, 1239 nt
Organism: Suillus subaureus
Lineage: Eukaryota; Fungi; Basidiomycota; Agaricomycetes; Boletales; Suillaceae
Exons: 9
Coding region: 1-1239 (412 amino acids)
Source: RefSeq, a predicted model, not a curated record
AUGCCUGCCAUUACUACCCACUCAGGCUGUCACAUCAGGCGCCCACCUCUGCCUGAUCAACCCAAGACUCACAGGAAGGCGUCCAAUGCGGAUAAUGCCCUCGAACCUCCAAAACGGUCUUGCCCCUGCCCCCACCGUUGUGCUGGCCCCAAGAGUGUUAUCAACCAUGGCAACAACCAUCCAGAGCUGUCUAUUCGUCCUCCACCCAAGCCUUGUCCGCUUGCAUGGUCCAAGCAUUCAGGCCCCAUGACUUCAUCCACUGAAGAGGAGAUUUUUGAGGCUAGUUUCUCAAGGCGCUCAUCAAUGAUUCCAGCAACUUCUGACAUUGCUAUUGAUCAGCAAUCCCACCCAUCUCAUGUUCAACUUGCUGAUGGCACUUCGUUAACAUGUGCCAAAUUUUGCCUCCUUGCAGAUGAAGAAGUAUCUGCUGACAUCCAAGAAGGCGAUGUAGAAUCAGGCAAGCAUUUUAUUAUGAAUCCGAAUGCUAUCUCUCAAAGUCAGACAAAUGAUCUCAAUGGUAGGAAUGUCAAUGACCAGGGGACUUCAGCUACUUGUACUGAGUCCCAUGAUGCAGGGUAUAGCAACAAGGAUCAUGGCAAGGAUACUUCAGGUACCUCUACCGAGUCACGCUACCCAGAGGAAGGCAGGAAUGAUGAUGGCCACAAAACUUCAGCUACUUCUACUAACAGCCGCCCACAUAGGUCAGGUGGCAUCGAGUCAUAUGCACCUGAUUGCAGUGCCGGUGAAGAGAGCUCUCCAUCCAUCAGUGACUGGGCUGUUGACGAAGCACAGCGGAAGAAAGCGCAACAGACUGCUGAUCAUGAUAUUGCUGCGAAUCAUGGUGAAGAUGAUGAGGCUUCCUCUGAAGCUGAUCCCCCAUCUCCACCGCAAUUGAUGGCCAAGCAAAAGCAAAAGCUCAAGGUAACAGUUGAGGUCGAUGAACAUCACGGAAGCAAAGAUGAGGAUGAUGAAGACUUUGUGAAGACCAAAGGAAGAAUGCCCCAAGUAGGCAUCUUAAAGGUGCAAGAGCUUGGGAAGAAGACAUUGGAAGCUGCUAGAACACUGGGUCAAGAAUAUGGGAAGAGUGCGUGGACAAUCCUUAUCAAGGCUAGGGUUGACUAUGAAGGCUACCCGCAAGGAGUCUCCAUGGAACCAACACCAGACAUGUGGUUCGCAGCUACCCAUCCCCUGCCUAAAGGAGUAUCAGGAGUUGUCUUGCCAGAGGACAUCAAGGCUUGA